GUGAUUUUAGUCUAACCAGCUUCAGUCCUGUCACAACAGUGAGGGGCGUCUUUUCGCUACGCUGGCGCUCUGGGAAUACUAACCAUUUCAGAAACAACUAGCUAAAACUAACAACCCCGCUUUUUUUCCUUCGUCAUUCUCGAGACUUUACAGCUUGUUCUCUGCGACAGUAUCUCAGAAACACUGCGACGUGUGUAUUUUCAAGGUGGAAGCACGAAGAUUCACUGACAGCUGGAGUGUGUACCAAGCUGGUCUAGUUACCUGUUUGGUGGAUCACUGGAUUCAGCAGAGUGUUUGAAAAGUUAAGGCCUGGGGAAAGUUAAUAAGAAGAUUCGAUCAGCUGGCAAACCACCCCCCCCACCACCCCCACCUUCCUCGACGCCAUCCUCUUAUCCCAGCCAUUGUCUUUGUCCAGUGUUGCUGUGACUCACUGACAUAGUUGGAUGCUGAGGAAGUUCACUGAAGAUUGAACGUUUUUUGAAUGGAAGACCUCAAAGAGACUUUUAAUCCUUGAAGACCCUGCAAACACCUUAUCUUCAUAACCCCUUCUGCACACGGCUGCCGAGGUCCUUUCCCGAGAGACGAAGGGGCAGCAGAGAUUGGUGGAUUGCUGGAUGUGACAAACACCUUUGUUGGUUAGGUGAAUCUGCUGUGGGCCAUGUGUUACUGGUGAGGUCUCUUCCUCUGCCAAAAUGAGGCUGAUGGUCGUCUUGCCUCGACCCAUCCUGCCAGCCUUCCUGGCUCUUACCUUUGUCGCCUUCUUAGCUCAGCUGUCCUCAGGAGCCACGCCGUUCCCCCAAGACCUGGAACCAAUCAGCGUCGUGGGCAGAGAAACCUCGUACCUCUACCCCAGCUUCCAGGGACUCAUGUCAGACAAUGACACUGUCCGCCUGGGUCUGGAUUUCCAGCGGAUGCUAAGGAUCAACCACAUGCUCUAUAUCGCUGCACGGGACCAUGUGUUUGCCAUCAAUCUUGCAGCUUCAUCUGAGCAGAUAAUCCCACAGCAGAAACUGACUUGGAAGACGAAGGAUGUGGAGAAAUGCACUGUGAGAGGGAAAAACAGCGAUGAAUGUUACAACUACAUCAAAGUUCUGGUACCACGCAAUGACGAGACGUUAUUCGCCUGCGGCACCAACGCUUUCAAUCCCACCUGCCGUAACUAUAAGAUGUCGACACUGGAGCAGGAAGGGGAGGAGGUGGUGGGACAGGCUCGAUGUCCCUUCGAGUCCCGCCAGUCCAAUGUCGGCCUUUUCGCAGGUGGUGAUUUCUACUCUGCCACCAUGACUGACUUCUUGGCAAGUGACGCAGUUAUUUACAGAAGUUUGGGUGAAAGCAGCCCCGUGCUGCGUACAGUGAAGUAUGACUCCAAAUGGCUGCGAGAGCCCCAUUUCCUCCAUGCCAUUGAGUAUGGGAACUACGUGUACUUCUUCUUCAGCGAGAUCGCAGUGGAGUACACCACUCUUGGCAAGGUGGUUUUCUCAAGGGUUGCACGUGUUUGUAAGAACGACAAUGGGGGCUCCCCGAGGGUGCUGGAACGUUACUGGACAUCAUUUCUUAAAGCUCGGCUGAACUGUUCUGUUCCUGGUGAUUCUUUUUUCUACUUUGAUGUUCUCCAGUCUCUCACCAAUGUACUCCAGAUUAACCACCGGCCGACUGUGCUCGGAGUCUUCACCACACAGGCAAAUAGCAUCACUGGCUCAGCAGUCUGUGCUUUCUACAUGGAUGACAUAGAGAAGGCCUUCAGUGGUAAAUUUAAAGAGCAGAAGAAUAGUGAGUCAGCCUGGACACCUGUUCCAGAGGAGCAAGUCCCAAAACCAAGGCCAGGCUGCUGCGCUGGCGAGGGAUCAGCCGCCGCCUACAAGUCAUCCACCAAUUUCCCUGACGAAACUCUGACUUUCAUCAAGUCUUAUCCGCUCAUGGAUGAGUCCGUCCCCUCCGUCAACGACCGACCCUUUUUCACCCGCACCACCAGCAGGUUCAAGUUGACUCAGAUUGCAGUGGAUACAUCUGCAGGGCCAUAUAAGAACUACACGGUAGUCUUCCUCGGGUCAGAUAAUGGCCAUGUGCUGAAGAUCCUGGCCAGCACUGAGGGAGCCAACGCAUCUUUCAGCACCCAGCUCCUGGAGGACCUUGAUGUCUAUAACCCUAACAAGUGCAAUGUGCAGGGGGAGGAUAGGAGGGUCCUGGGGCUUGAGUUGGACCGGGAUCAUCAUGCGUUGUUUGUGGCGUUCUCAAGCUGCGUGAUCCGUGUGCCGCUGAGCCGCUGCUCUGAGUACAGCCACUGCAAGAAAAGCUGUUUGUCCUUACGGGACCCUUACUGCAUCUGGCUCAAGUCGGGCAGCUGUGUCAUAGUUUCACCUGGUUUCAGAGGCGGGUUUGAACAGGAUGUGGAGAACGGCUACCAUCAGCACCCCGAUACCUGCCACGAUGUCUUGGCAACCACUCGCAAGCAGAACACAGCACUGGAUUCAGCGUAUGGGAAGACCACACCCACAAGCGCCAGCACAACCUAUCAUGGGGCGGCAUUCCCAAAGGAGGCAGGUGACCCUGAAAGAGGUACAGGUCCUGAUCGCCCUCCCCCUGUUGGGGAACAAGGGUCACCUGACUCGGAGCCAAUCAGUGUGGAGAUGGAGGGUGUGAGGCGACCUCCAGAGCAAGACAAACCCAGUCCUAGUGUCCAUUAUACUCUUCUGAUUGCUUGUGUUUUGGUGGCCUUUGUCCUUGGUGCCUUCCUCUCUGGCUUCCUGGUUUCAUGCUACUGUAAUCACACAAGCCACAAGACCAAGAAGUUGUCGAAAGACCCCGAAGCCCCAAUCCCACAUGCUCUAUCACUGCGCAGCCUGGCCAAGCUCAAUGGCCUCCUGGACAGCCAAAGUAAGGACGACAAGCUGGAGGUGUCAUCUCCCAAGAUCUACAACUCUUUCUUCGCCAACAGUAAGGAGCAUCACCCAUCGAGGAGAAACGGUCAUCAUGGAAUGACAAUGGGAGACUUGGUCCAUGCCCAGCAUCACCAACUCCACCAUUCCUCAGAGCUGUCUGGUCUGCCUACACCAGACUCGACCCCAGAGCUGCCAAUUAAGAGCAUGAAAGCAUUCAAGAACCAGUGGGAGAAGAAUCAGAACUGCAACAAUGCCAAGGAACCAAAGUCCCAUAAUAUUGGCUCCAGGCCCAGCUCUGCCCUGCUUCACCAGCAGGUCUUCCCCUACUCCCAUGGACUGUCUAAUAGCCACUCAGCAGCCGGACACCUUCAUCCCGAUGAACGCAAAAUCCACAAUGUUGAGCGUGUGUUGUCUCAGCAGCCUUACGCUGGCUACUCUCAGAAGGUGAUGGAAGUAACCUCACUCGAUGAGCUUCUGAAGCACAUCCACGAGGCUAGCGGCAGCAAGAACUCUCAGCUAAUGAGCCCAUCUGGUCUGAUGGCCAGCGGAGGUGGAGGCCAGCUAGCCUUUGCCAACCGUAUCCAACCUCAGAUACCUGAGACAGAAUCAGCCCCCUACUACAGCUCAUCCACUUUACCACGUGACAGCCUCACCCGUCGCAUGGAUGUUCCCCCAGACAUUCCCAUGCACCACCAGUCUACCUUGGAGAGGAGGCAUUCCUCCCAAAGGCAAUCACUGAUUGCUGCAGCCACCAAAAUGCCCAACGGAGGUGGAGUAGUAGGAGGAGGGGGAGGAGGAAUGAUCCCUCGCCAACACAGCUUCAGCCAACGAAAUGGCGGGCCCCACCAGCCACCUCCCCUUUUGGCGCGGAUGAACUCGACGGGCAGCGCGUGUGAGGUUCACUAUCCCCUGCUUCCCAAUGGAUACCUGGCACGUCAGCACAGUUAUAAUGGAGAACAGCAAGAGGUUCCACACAGGGGUGCGAUCGUCCGUCGGGCAGCUUCUCUCAAACCUGACGUCCCUCCCAAGCCCUUGUUCAUACCUGCCACAUCCCCAGUCAAUGAACAGGGAAAGUUCAACUACUGAGGGGUAUGCUCUUGGACUAAGAGAAGGAGCCUCCCCCCCUCCCCUCAUUGUGUCAUCUGUAAGAAACUUUGAAGAAAUGCAGUGAGUUUGGGGUUGCAGACCUUUACCUGAAAACGCAACCAACUGUGUGGCACCAGUGUCACUGUGGACAAAAGCCUCAACCAAACUUGUUUUUUGCCGCUUCUUUUUGUCCAACGAAUAUCUUUGUACCAUAUUGGUAUUGCUUAGCUACUUGCUUAUUAUAGAACCGCUUACUUGGGUGACGUGAUGCCACCUCCUUAUAUUAGGCUGCCAAUGUCCUCAAUGUGGAUUUACAAUGCAACUCCGUUUUUGGACACGUUGAUGUUGGAAAAACUUGACACAUCAGUCAUCUUGAAGACUUAAAAGCUCGAGGCUCGCUUAGAUUCAUGCUUUUGCUUAACCUUUUCUGAUGUAGUGUUGGUAUCCGGUCCCCACCCACC
Molecule: messenger RNA, 4426 nt
Organism: Pundamilia nyererei
Lineage: Eukaryota; Metazoa; Chordata; Actinopteri; Cichliformes; Cichlidae
Gene: sema6cb
Product: semaphorin 6Cb
Exons: 22
Coding region: 693-3965 (1090 amino acids)
Biological process (GO): semaphorin-plexin signaling pathway; neural crest cell migration; positive regulation of cell migration
Cellular component (GO): plasma membrane
Molecular function (GO): semaphorin receptor binding; chemorepellent activity
Source: RefSeq, a predicted model, not a curated record